UAAGCCCUAGCUGAUUAGGCGGCCAUUUUGAAAUAAGUCAAUUUGAAGAUUUUCUCGAUUCAAUUCACAAUAUUUUGGCCCCAUUCAACCAUAACCCAAAAGUUGACAAGAACAGUGGCAGUGGUGACAAAAUAAAAUGGCCUGUCAAAUCAGUAGGCUGAAAGAAUUUUUAGACAGAGUUCUUUGUUUUGGUAAAUGAUAAAUUAAUAGUUUUCAAUCGAUGGAAAGCGAUGAACGAACACAGCAAAUUAUCGAACGAGCCUUGCAUCUAGCAGCCGAAGUAGCUGAAACGGACGACAGUAAUGUCCCUGUUUUACUGUUACAAUUGAAAGACAUCCUCGACUUGGCUCCUCCGAGAAGUAGCUUGGGAGAAGUUCUCAGGAAUCAUCUGUGGAAUUAUGAUGUUAUUCAAGUUUGCAACCUAGCUUUGAAGCAAGACUUUGCUGCAAUAGCAGGAGGAUGGGACACUGCCACCCAGUUGGGAGCCAUUUUAUGUCAGAGCUGUGUGGGUCUCAAACUUCCAGACAUGCCUGAGUAUGAAGAAAAAUUUCUCCCUGAUGUUGUUGAGAAUAUCUUGUCUUUGGCUGCAAAGUUGCUUGACUUCGUUGUCAAAACAAGAGUGAUGACGGAAAAACAGAAACAUUUUCAAAAUUUUAGGACAACACUGAUUUCCAUGGAGUGGCUUUACAGUUUUCAUGUUUUCCUCACUUUCAAUGUGCUGCAAUCCAAGCGCUUUGUACAGAUUCUGAUGUCUGAAGAUGUUGACACAUCUCUCUUUAUUUUGAUGAUUCUUGAAAAUAUUUUUAAAACAAACAGGUUUUUGAUGGGAAAACUUGAACCAAAUGUCCUUUACAGCAUUUUGGAUGAGACUGUUUUCAAGAUAUCAGCCUCUGAAGAAUCUUCAGUUGCAAGGGCAUCAAUUCACCUCAUUUUGACAGCAACAGAUGUUCACCCACCAAUCCUUGAAAUUUUGCUCUCAAAAAGAUACAGGGGUUUGAAGGCGUAUCUCAGUAAGUGGAAGGCGAGAGGGUUUGAUAAUGAUGUGAAGAGACUUGUGUCUUUACUGGAGGCUGGUUCGAUUGCUCAGGCUGAGCAAAUGAGACUCUCUCGCGCUGCCACGGCUAUCCAAGCAUUUUACCGCGGCUCCAGACAGCGUCAGCGCCUCAAACAAGCGGAGUUGGGAAUCAUUCUACUUCAGCGAAAAUUCAGACAACGCCGCUUGGACAAGGAGCGAACAAAGGAGAAGGGGAAGCGGCGGGAAGAACGUAAAUUGGCUCUGGAACAGAAAAGAAUCAACGAGUUCAGAUCGUCCAUGCAAAAACAGCUGAAGAUGUUGGAAAGCGUACCUGCCAGAGAAGUGAACUUGUUUAUGGAAGAAAAUCAAGUGAAGGCAGCAAGUAAAAUACAAGCGGCGUUUCGCGGCAUGGUGGCGCGAAAGAAAUAUCGUGAACGGAACGAGGAAGUAACUCGAGAGAGAGCAGCUGUUACCAUCCAGCGACAAUUUCGCCGAUAUCAACAGCAUAAAGCAGAUCGUAAAACUCCUUAUCCCGUUGUGCCUGGCUUGACUGACGCAAGACGCGCCGAACUACAGAACAUGAUCGCAGAGCGUCGCCAGAGGUUCCCAGCAAAACACAGAACCCAAGAGGAAUUUAAAGAGCUUCACGAAAAGGCGUUUUCACUUCUUGCCAAUCACGUGUUGUCUAACAUGAAGAUAAGAAAGAGUGAACAGAGAAGGGAAGCGUUGCUGGCCAGGCUGAACGUGGAGGCAGAUCAGCUCUUAGCUUCUCCAAAGCUUCAUGAGGUUACUCCCGACAUUCUUGACUCUUUUACUUCAAGAUCAGCGCCCGUGAUAGCCAGGGCACAGCAGUGUCACAACGAGGAAAUGCGCGGACUCAAGCUUCCUUGGUGGAAAAAGUUAUGGGAUGAGGAGGAAGCGGAAGGGCUUGGGGAGAGGCCGGGAAGUCAAGACGACGAACAAUUUAAUUUUUGACAGUAAAGUUUUCGGCAGAAAAAGAAAACGUACACCAAACUAGGACACUUGCGUCUAAAAUCGGACAUAAUUGUCUUUCAUCGGACUCUAUGGCUACUAAAACCGGCCACUUUUGUCUAAAAUUUGAGACUGGUGUUUUAGUGAGACUCUCUUGUUGCCUAAUAUGUGACGCCAUAAGCUUAUAGCCUUGGGUCUUGAGCCCCUGUUGAGACAACCUGUCGCUUAUCCAAUUUUUUUCCUUUUUGUUCCUAUCUUCCUUAGUUUGUUUCAGAUUUUUCAAAUUGUGAACUCUUCGAGGAGUAGAAUUUCAACUUAAUUUAUUGUUGGUGGAUACUCUAUGGUGCUCGGGUGCGUUUGCGAGACGUGCGUGAAAAAUGCGCAUCAUUGCCAAUAAUGAGGUAAAAGCGAGUGUUCCAUUAGGCUCAUUUUAUUGGAACUCAUCAUAGCUUUCCUUCACCUUAUCAAAGUUCUACGUUUCCCACAGAAUUAAGAUGUCUCUUUUUCUUUUUAAGUUACAGUCUUAUCAAUUUCGACAAGUGGAACUAAUCUGCUACUGGCUGAUUUUGUUUAGGGCCGUACAUUUAUUGUGGUUUAGGGACUUCCUCGAUCAUGAUCCGCGUGACAGACUUGUGCCCGGUGUAGGCGUCAAAACCUUUUCCGAAUCCUGGACAAUCACCAACCGCCACUCCCACGCGAACGGUUCCCAAUCCAAUCCCCUCGCAGUAUCCUCCGAUUUGACUGUGCUUGUGAACGUUGGUGUCUGUUCUACCAUGAUUUCGCCAAAUGGCGUCAAUACCUUCGAUGGGAGCUGGUUUAGCGCACUCAAUGCCGUUGAAAGUGAAAUACCAACGUUUACAACACCUUUUACAAAAGGCUACUCUGAAAUCGCCGUCGAACUCAACUUUCAAGACGGUGUCUGAGCUUUUUUUAACGAAGAUACAAUCCUGCAACAGAGAGAUCAUUUCACAUGGGCUUUGCAACAGUCGGUAAACGAACAAAAACGUUAGACGUCCACUAAAAUAAUGAAAACAAACCUUUAUCAACCCAUAAUCUCUGCCGUCCUCCAGAGGCUUCCACGUGCAUUGUUUCCAGUUCCUUUGAGGAACUACUCCAGCAGGGCCCUGAUCUCCUUGGGAGCCCUUUUUCCCUGGUGCUCCUGCGGGACCUUGAUCACCCUUAGGUCCUACAGGGCCGGCAGGUCCCUUUUUACCAGGUGCUCCCUUUGAUCCUCUAGCACCGUCUCUUCCGUUAUGCCCAGGCAUGCCAGGGAACCCUGGUGCACAACUAGUUGUAUGCACUGAGCAACAGGAGGCUGGUUGAGACUGACAAUUUACCUAAUAGUGACGUCACGGAAGAAGAGUAUGGUUACCGACAAGUUUAAAUUAAAGAUGUCAGGAUAUCCAGUAGUUUUCCUGGGUAUAAAUUGCCUAAAAAACUGAGACGAACAAUUUUGGGACGUGGUACUGCAGGGUUCAUACGAAGCGUGGUUCAUUAUUAUAACGUGGUCUUCUCUUCGCAAUAACAUUCAGCGUUGAAAGUUAAGUAUCGACUGGAAAACUGUCGCUCUCGAUGUAUGUCGUGUCGGCUUCGGAUUUUGCACAACUGGCGCCUCUCGAUAUGUCCGCAUAGGAUUAUUAUUGAGAAAACCUAAGCAAAUAAAUACUCGUGAUUUAUCAAUUGCCUUUGACGUGUUGGAACUCCUUCAAGAACCAAGGAAAAAAAUUACUUACCGACUGGUUCGCAGAGAACGCCA
Pocillopora verrucosa is the source of this 3743-nucleotide messenger RNA. RefSeq names its product IQ calmodulin-binding motif-containing protein 1. Gene Ontology annotation, molecular function: calmodulin binding. Gene Ontology annotation, biological process: cilium assembly. Gene Ontology annotation, cellular component: cilium. Lineage: Eukaryota; Metazoa; Cnidaria; Anthozoa; Scleractinia; Pocilloporidae. The record is from RefSeq and is a predicted model, not a curated record.